AUGAGCGUGAAGGAAGUCACGGAGCAGGAGGCUGAAUUUGCGGGACCUGCUGCAGUUGUGCGAGAAGUUUGCCCUGUGGCGGUUUUCAAUGCGGUUCCCAACUUGGAUUUGCUGCAUGAGAGCGCUGUGGAGGAGUAUGAGAUUUGGACACCCCCGAUGUGGACCCCGCUGUCCCUCUCGCCCAGAUCUCCUCGCAGAAGUGGCUGCAAUUCCAUCAGUGCUUCCAUGUCUACCUCUCCGGCAACUUUGAGGUCUGUGAGCCAGGCUCGCUUGAAGGACCGAAUGGCCAGCGGCUGUCUUUUUGAUGCCUUGUCGGUGAUUGCAGCGCAGGACAGCAGCGGAGAUCCCUGGGCAUGUGCGUUGGGUACAUGA
Molecule: messenger RNA, 372 nt
Organism: Cladocopium goreaui
Lineage: Eukaryota; Dinophyceae; Suessiales; Symbiodiniaceae
Source: the annotation of a GenBank genome assembly